This is a messenger RNA of Trichogramma pretiosum, 2361 nucleotides long. Its product is annotated as ankyrin-1-like. The coding region runs from base 1 to 2361 and encodes 786 amino acids. The record is from RefSeq and is a predicted model, not a curated record. Gene Ontology annotation, molecular function: protein binding. Lineage: Eukaryota; Metazoa; Arthropoda; Insecta; Hymenoptera; Trichogrammatidae. The transcript has a single exon.
AUGUCUAAGCCAUACAACAGAAGUUACGUUUACGAUAACUUUGGAAACCCAGUCGGCAAUUGUCGAUUCCCCCAUCAGCCUUAUCAGAAAACAAGUUACGCUUACGAUAACUUUAGAAACCCAGUCGGCAAUCGGCAAUUGCGCAAUCAGCCCUAUCGUAGUAAUCGAGAUCCGAACUCGUUUAACGAGUACCGGGGUCCACUUUUGCACUGCAUCUGUGAGAGGUCCGGCAACGACGACGUUUAUUCGGUGAAGUCGUUAUUUUCUCCGAGCCGCGAGGGAUAUCAGCCGGUGCAAAUCGACGCUCAGGACGAUUUCGGCCGGACGGCGUUACACUUGGCCGUUUACAACAAACUCGAGAGGAUAACGGAAUUUUUGCUGAGUCGCGGCGCGAAUCCGAACUUGGCCAACGACAAAGGGGAGACUCCGCUGCACGUCAUUUGCCGCAUCAACAGUGAUCGGUUGGAUUACAUGCAAUUCUAUGAACAAGAAAAACGUAUCAUCGAGUUGCUGCUGGGACGAGGCGCUGAUCCGAAUGCGGCCGACGAGGAUGGAUUCACCCCUCUGCACGUGGUUUGCCAGAAAAAAUGCGACGACUAUUACGAAAGGAGAUCGUGUAUGAACGAUAAUGCGUACCGCAACUACCUAAGCGUGAUCGAAUCGAUGCUGAGGCAUGGUGCCGAUCCGACCCUGGCCAAUGUCGAGGGAUGGACGCCUCUGCAUCUUAUUUGCAAAGGAUACGGCGACGAUCGUCAGUUGGCGGAGACGUUGUUCGAGCUCUGCGACCAAAGGUAUCGGCCGUUUCUGCUCGACGCUCGAGACGCCAUGGGCGAGACGCCACUUCACUUUGCCCUGCGCGAUUCCAACGAACAGCUGAUCCAGUGGCUGCUGCGGAGAGGGGCCAAUAGGAAUUUGGCUAAUGCGAAAGGAGAGACUCCGCUACACGUCGUUUGCCAGAGACCCUUCGAAGCUGUCGGCUGGGCGAGGUGGAUAAUGGCGAUCAGGAGCGACGACGACGACAGACAUCCGCGAGUACGGAUCGACGCCCGGGAUAACUCGAACAAUGCACCGCUGCACAUAGCUGCUAGCCACGGCUACGUAUAUUUGGUCGAUUUUCUGUUGGACAACGGCGCAAAUCCUACUUUAGCCAACGAUAAAGGAGACACUCCGCUGCACUUGAUUUGCUGGAAAAAAUGCCUCGACAAUUACGCGAGGAGCAUGACGAUUAGAAGACGGAAUCCGCUGCCGGUGAACUUGGAUACGUACCGCAACUACCAAAGCGUGAUCGAGUCGAUGCUGAGACGAGGCGCCGAUCCGAGCCUGGCCAAUGCCGAGGGAUCGACGCCUCUGCACCUAAUUUGCAAAGGAUAUGGCGACGAUCGUCAGUUGGCAGAGAUGUUGUUCGAGCUCUGCGACCAAAGGUAUCGGCCGUUUCCGGUCGACGCUCGGGACGGCAACGGCGAGACGGCGCUGCAUUUGGCCACCAACCGAUUAGGCAAUAAUAAAUUAGUCGAUUUUCUGUUGAGAAGAGGUGCCGAUCAGAACGCAGUCAACGAUAAAGGAGAGACUCCUCUGCACAUCAUUUGCCGAAGAGGCGAUCUCCAAAUGCUGCGGCUAUUUUUCGAAAUCAACCAACAAGUCGAAAGGGUCGUACAGGUUGAUGCGAAGGACACAUUGGGCCGGACACCUCUUCAAUGGGCCGUGGCGAAUUUUAAGCUUGACAUGAUAGACUUACUUUUGGAUCGUGGUGCCGAUCUGUCCAGCUUCGUUUUUCCCAUCGAGCGUCAUUUCUACGAGAGAUUCGGAACGGACGACAAAGCACGGUCUAUGAUUAAAGCGGAACUAGUCCCUGGCAUUAUGAUGGUCGUGGAACAUCUCCAGAGCAAAGGAUACGAAUUGGAACUAAGCGACGCCGUGCAUAUCAUGUCGUUGUUCGCCGAGUACGAAUUACCAUUUACCGAGUCGACGGAUCUUGACAAACGUUGGUACGACGACGAGGAAUUAGUGAUCAAGUCACAAAAGAUAAUGGUGAAUCCUAGUCUGUCGCUGCGCGACCUGAUCCAGCUUCAACCCAAAGAGGCGGCUAAACAGCUCACGUACGUGGACUACUUCGAGUUCAUGUGCUCGACAGGUUUAGAGGAUUUGAUUACUACGGACUUGAGGCACUUUCGGGCUUGCGUCGAUUAUCUGUGCGAGAAACUGUCGAGCAAAUUUUUCCGGAGCUGGGCGCUGCAACCGUUCCAGAAAUUGAUUCACUAUCGGCUGCCGAUUGAGAUCUGUGAAAUUAUUAUCGAGACACUGACGAACAAAGAUUUAUGUCACAUUUGCUUGGUGGCUGAAGGUCAAACCGUUGAUUUUUAA